Molecule: messenger RNA, 648 nt
Organism: Phaeoacremonium minimum UCRPA7
Lineage: Eukaryota; Fungi; Ascomycota; Sordariomycetes; Togniniales; Togniniaceae
Product: putative aldehyde reductase protein
Exons: 1
Coding region: 1-648 (215 amino acids)
Cellular component (GO): cytosol
Molecular function (GO): aldose reductase (NADPH) activity
Source: RefSeq, a predicted model, not a curated record
AUGAAUGCUCUUAGACAUAAAUUCCGGAUGCCUCCAAAGAGCAGAGGCGUGGAUUCACAGCUUCUUGGUGUUGGCGCGAUUCGGCUUCACGAGCAGAUUCGAGGUAUCGCAACUCGUCAAAGCCGCUUCCAACUCAACACCGGCGCCAGCAUUCCCGCUAUUGGAUUUGGCACCUUUCAAGACCCAGACGCUCAGGAAGAUGCUGUUUCCCGCGCUCUGAAAGCGGGACUGCGUCUGAUCGACACGGCAAGAGUAUACGACGUCGAGAAACAAGUGGGAAAGGGCAUUAAGAGGAGUGGCAUUCACCGAGAGGAGAUUUUUCUUGGAACAAAAUUAUGGUGCAAUUCCUUUCACCCAGAGGAUGUUGAGAAGGCUCUGGAUGAAUCCCUUACGGAUCUCGAUACAUCAUAUGUGGAUCUCCUCAUGAUGCAUUACCCAUGUACCUUUGCCAGGGGCGACGACCGCUUCCCAAGAGAUUCUAACGGCAAGAUGAUUCUGGGGGAAACGACUUUCGUGGAUACCUGGAAGGCCAUGGAAAAACUACUAGAGACCGGGAAGACGAAGGCGAUUGGGGUCUCGAACUUCAGCAAAGGCGAACUGGAAAGACUCAUAGAGGAGUGUAGUGUGGUCAGUAUAGAUGAAGACUAA